Molecule: messenger RNA, 7380 nt
Organism: Lepidothrix coronata (blue-crowned manakin)
Lineage: Eukaryota; Metazoa; Chordata; Aves; Passeriformes; Pipridae
Gene: ZBTB47
Product: zinc finger and BTB domain containing 47
Exons: 6
Coding region: 1400-3466 (688 amino acids)
Biological process (GO): regulation of transcription by RNA polymerase II
Cellular component (GO): nucleus
Molecular function (GO): DNA-binding transcription factor activity, RNA polymerase II-specific; protein binding; RNA polymerase II cis-regulatory region sequence-specific DNA binding
Source: RefSeq, a predicted model, not a curated record
UUGGGUUCGUGCUGGUCAGUCACACUGUAAAAUUCCUGCUGGCACGGAAUCAGCUGCUGGAACUGCCCCUGCAUCCCAUCUCCCAGAGGAGAUGCUGAUGGACCAGGGGACACGCAGGGGUGUUUUUGGGAGUGUUUCAUUCCCUGAGGUGGGGAGGGAGAUGCCCAGAGCCCACUCAAGCGAGCAGCCCUGCGAGGAAGACAGGGAAAAGUUGGGAAUUCAGCCUUUCCUUCCACACCCGGCCUCAGCAAGGACCAGAGGAAGAUUUGCCUUACAGAGCAAAAAUUCCUCCUUGGAAAGAUAAAAGGAUUUAUUCUUUUUUAUUUUGUUUUUUUUCCCUGGAUCUGUGGUGAAAUCUCGCUGGGUGCAAACAUUCCGGCUCUGACCACGGAGUUUCCCUGAGGAUGCAGGUUGGGAUAAGCACCGCUCCGGGGCUUUUGCCGGGGUCCCCUUGGCUCCGCGGCGGAGCUUUGUUCUCCCUGUGAGGAAUUAACGGCGUGUUGGGUUGUUACCAGGCGAGAUAAACGGCCUUGUAUUCCUCUCCCGUCUGCCGGAGAGGCUCGUCAACCCCUCCACAAAAAUAACCCGCUGCCGCCUCUGGAAUUGGCUUCUUUGGAAAAGGGAGGGAGAAGCGGGAGGCUGCCUGCGAGUUGAUUAAAUAUUGGUUGUUUUUAAGAUGCAGGUUUUUCUGCUGGAGGAAAAAUGGGUGGGGGGGAGAGAACCUUUUGCAGAUGAACCGAAUGUGUCAAAACAUCAGAGAGUCUUUGAAGGUUUUGGGGGAAUUGCUGAUUUUCCCACCCUCCCUCCGUGCUCUGGCUGGAGAAGGAAACUGAGGGCUCUCCCACUUUGCUGCAUUUAAGCCUUUAUAGAUGGGGACAUGCUGAUGGCCAUGACAAAGUGCUCUGGGAAGAGCAAGAGAUGAAGUUUUUAAUCUGCUGCCACGUUUGCCUGGCCCCAAAAAUGGGGAUGCCCGGAUCCUCCACGUGUUUUGCAUCCUGGAUGUCCCCUGGCAUCCCACGGGUCCCUGUAAGGCUGGAGGAGCUGGUGGGGAGGACGAGCUGAGGGUCAGGCUCUGUGCUUCCUAAUUUUCCCUUUCUUAUUUCUAAGGGGAACAACAAGGUUGUGUUGUGUUGCUGGAGUGGUUUGGGCAGGGCAGGGAUGGUUCUGUUGGGUUUCCCACAUGGGGACACUGAGAACUUGUCCCCAUAUCCUUCAGGGCUGCUGUCCCCUCUUCAGCCAACCUCGGUGUUCAUCUGCCUCUCCUGGGAUGGCCUUGGAAUAUGGGGAAAGACUGGCUAUGGCAGUGCAGAUGUGAUGGCUGAUAGUCGAAAAGACGACUGACUACCCUUCUGCUGAGUACUCCCUGGUGGAGGAUGUAGCCCUCCACUUCACGUGUUUGAUGGACAGACUGAACGAGCAGCGCCUCUUUCAGCCGGACCUGUGCGACGUGGACAUCGUGCUGGUGCAGCACAAGAGCAUCUUCCCGGCGCACAAGGGGGUCCUGGCCGCCUACAGCCAGUUCUUCCACUCCCUCUUCACCCAGAACAAGCAGCUGCAGCGCGUGGAGCUCUCCCUGGAGGCCCUCACCUCGCAGGGCCUCCAGCAGAUCCUCAACUUCAUCUACACCUCCAAGCUGCUCGUCAACUCCUGCAAUGUGCAGGACGUGCUGAACGCGGCCGCCGUGCUGCAGAUGAACAACAUCGCGUCGUCCUGCCAGGACCUGCUGGACACGCGCUCACUCAGCCUGGCCACUGACAUGGCCCUGCCCGCCGAGGGCUGCGCGGGGCCCCCGCCCUACUACUGCGAGAUCAAGCAGGAGGUGGACGCCCCCCACCCCAAAAUCUACGCCCGGGAGGGCAACGACCCCUUCUCGGUGCGGGUGGAGGACGGGACGGGCGGCGGGGCCCUCCCUGCCGGCCCCGCCAAGCAGUACUACAAGGAGGAGAAGGAUGGCGGUGCCGGCGCAGUGUGUAAGAUGGAGGGGGAGGAGUCCGAGGAGGACCUGGACAGCCAGGGCUCGUACAACCGGGAGCAGAUCAUCGUGGAGGUGAACCUCAACAACCAGACCCUCAAUGUCUCCAAGGGCACGGAGGGCAAGGCGGCCGCCAGCGAGGCGGCCGUGAUGGGGCGGCCGGAUGGCGACGGGCGCGACACAGAGGAGGACGGGGAGGAGGAGAAUGAGGAAGGGGAGGAGGAGGAGGAAGAGGAGGAGGAUGCGGAGGUGGGUGAUGAGGAGGAGGAGGAGCGCAGCGAGGAGGAAGACCUGGAGGAGACGACGGAAGAAGAGGAUGAUGACGAUGACGAUGAAGACGCGUCGGAGAUGAAAAGGGAAAAGGGUGGGCAGCCCCGCCGGGGCAGCCGGGCCUCCAAGGCCACCAAACCCACCAUGGCAACCAGGUCCCAGGAGAUGGCCAAGGUGGAAGAGGAGGAGGAGGAGGAAGAAGAAGGCCAGCGAGGGAGGAAGAGGAAAAAGGAACAGGACGGUUUGGGGCAGAAGGUGAAGCUGGAGGAGAAGCAGCAUUACCCGUGCAAGAAGUGCCCCCGGAUCUUCAACAACCGCUGGUACCUGGAGAAGCACAUGAACGUCACCCACAGCCGGAUGCAGAUCUGCGACAAGUGUGGGAAGCGCUUCCUGCUGGAGAGUGAGCUGCUCCUGCACCACCAGACCGACUGCGAGAAGAACAUCCAGUGUGUGACGUGUGGGAAGGGCUUCAAGAAGCUCUGGUCUCUCCACGAGCACAACAAGAUCGUCCACGGCUACGCAGAGAAGAAGUUCUCCUGCGAGAUCUGCGAGAAGAAGUUCUACACCAUGGCCCACGUGCGCAAACACAUGGUUGCACACACCAAGGACAUGCCAUUCACCUGUGAGACCUGCGGGAAGUCCUUCAAGCGUAGCAUGUCCCUCAAGGUCCACUCGCUCCAGCACUCCGGGGAAAAGCCUUUUAAAUGUGAGAACUGCAACGAGCGCUUCCAGUACAAGUACCAGCUGCGCUCCCACAUGAGCAUCCACAUCGGCCACAAGCAGUUCAUGUGCCAGUGGUGUGGCAAGGACUUCAACAUGAAGCAGUACUUUGAUGAGCACAUGAAAACACACACAGGCGAGAAGCCCUACAUCUGUGAGAUCUGUGGGAAGAGCUUCACCAGCCGGCCCAACAUGAAGCGGCACCGCCGGACCCACACGGGGGAGAAGCCGUAUCCCUGCGACGUGUGCGGGCAGCGCUUCCGCUUCUCCAACAUGCUCAAGGCCCACAAGGAGAAAUGUUUCCGCGUCAGCAACCCCUUGGCCUCGGACACGGCUGCCCCCCAACCCGCCACCAGCCCCGCUCCGCUGCCCCCCGGCCCCGGCGUGUCCCCCCUGCCCCUGCCGCUGCUCCAUCCUCUUCCACAGACCCUCCCUCCUCCUCCUCACCUACCGCCGCCCCCUCCCCUGUUUCCCGCGGGGAGGAUAAAUUCCAACAACAAUUAGGUGCCCCCCACCCCAGCCAUGCGCCUGCACGGACUGCUCUGCCCUUCGGGAACGCCUCCCCCCCGGGGAGACGAGGCUUUGCUUGCUCUCUACCCCCCCCUCCUCCUCGUUUCGGGGUUGUUUUGGGUUUUUAUUCCUUUUUCUCACCCGUCAUCCUCUACAGAAAGGGGGAGCAGGAAGAGGCCCCUCCAGAGGAGCGUCGGUGUUGGGGGGGAACCACCGUCCGUCCGUAAGGGUGUAGGUAAAAGCUGUCAGUCUCUGCUUCAUCUCCAGCUCCAUCUUUGUCCUGGGAUGGUGGCGGGGCUGGGAGGAGCAGGAUGCCCUUAUAUCUGGCGUUGAGAGAAAGAAUUCCUGCCGGUGCAUCGAUAUUUCUAAGCUGAAAUCCAGUUAGUGGUGCUUGAAUCCCUGUACUGUAAAGCUGGUCUUUCAAAUCAGGCUCUUCUCCCACCAGGCUGAGAGGUGGGCACCAUGGAGGAGCCCGGAUGUCCCCAUUGGAAAGCCAUCAGCAUGCUCUCCUUAACAGCCCUCACCACAUCUUCCUUCCCUGUGCCAGGUUUUCCUCCUCUGUAGGCAAAAGCACAAACACCCACGUUGCAUCUCGGGGCAUCUGCAGCUCGCUGCCAGUUCAGUUUUGGGUGCCCUAAGUGUGUUGGGCUCCAGUGUGCCCUUUCUGCUAAUCCCAGAGGGAGCUGGGCUCCUGGGGAUGCUCUGGAGUUGGCGAGCUGUCCCUGGGAGAGCUCAGAUGGCUUCAGGACCGGCGGGAGGGUGGCCUGGGACAGAGGAGCAGGACGCUGCCAUUCCUUGGCAGAAUCGGCCCAGAAUAGUGCCUUAAAAAUUCGAAUAACCCCUGAGUGGUGGGUGAGCUCCAGGUUGGGUCCCGUUGCAAGGUCUGGAGCUAAAGCAAGACCUCCUUCAGCCUGGUGACAAUGUCCCAUCCUCCAGCUUGUUGCCUACAUUGCUCUCCUAAGAUUGGCCUCUCCUUGUGGGUUUGGUAUCUGUUGCCCUGCCCUGGUUUGGGGGGACCAGAGGGGACCAGUGAGGGCUGUGGUUGUUUUGGUGAUGCCCUGAAGUGUUGGUUAGUUGAAGUUGCUGAAGUUGAGCUGGUCUUUGGUUUCACUUAGGAAUAAUAUGCCUGGCUUCAUGGCAGAGAAGAGGAAGGCUUUGCUGUCACCUUUUUGUUGUACACUGGGGUCCCAGCUGGGUUUCUCACUGUUUUGCUCUGCUCCAGGGUGUCACAUAUCGGCCUGACCACAGUUGUAUGGUCUCCUUGCCUGGGGAAGUGCCCCCUUUGGGGCCAGAGAGCACCCAGCACAGGCAGAGAGGUGGGGUGUGUUGCAGCUGACUCCUUGCUCCCAAGGCCAGAACUGGGGUCAAAUACGGACACAGAUCAGGUCAUGGAGGAGGUGGUGAGCAGAGCUCUUGGUAAGCAAGAAGGAAGAGAGGUCCCUGAGUGGGCUGUAGGAGCCCUGUCUAAUUUGCACCUUGCUCUGAGUGAGAGCAGAGCACUGGGGAUAACGAGCCACACCAGGCUCUUUGAAAGGUCUUGGUGCUUCACCUCCUGGACCAAAUCAGCAAAGCACUUGGGCAGCGUUGAGGCUGCCCCUGCAGAGAUGGGAGGAGUCAGCCCCCUGCUCAGGGGCUCUGCAGACCAGGGACAUCCAGGAGCCUGACAGGGACAGGACAGGGGAGCUUCUGCUGUUGUGCUGAGUGCUCUUUGAGGUGAUGGUCAGCCGAGUGCUGUGCCCUCCUGCUGAGUGAUGCCCACAUGCCUGGCAUCUCGGGGAAGCUGGCUGCUCUUGUGGAUGUUGGCAUUUUGGAGCAACAGAUUGCUUUUGAUCCCCAUGCUGGCUGGGAUCCCGUGGAUCCCCCAGCACCUCACUCGGUACCAGUGAGCUCACCCCCAUCUCCAUCUGCUUCGAGCAAAAGGAGGUUGCUAUGGCAGAGCUGCUUCUCCAUAUCGACCUUCUCAGUGGGUUCCAGAGGCUUCCCUGCCAUCCUCCAUAACCCUGGGGCUCCUUGGAGUCGUGCAAAGCCUUCCCAAACACAGACCCAUGAGGGAUGGGGGCACUUUGCUCUUGGGGCCAUUGGCUUUCUGAAGGGACCAUGAUCCAGACUGGGAGAUGAUUGUUUUAGAGAAGCAUUCAGUGAUACCUGUGCAGGUGUUGGAGUGGUCCAUGCUGUCUCCUCCUCUACUGCCUCCCAGAUCCCCCUUAGGUUUCCCUGUGCCUCUUUUCCUUCAUGCUCAGCCUCGAGAUAGGAUGGGAGCACUGUGCCCUGAGGGCUUGGAUGGUCUGCCUGGCUGAUAGACUUCUCCCCCCCAAGUAAACACCCACGCCAACAUCUGCUCCCUUGUACCACUCACCUGGAGGUGGCUUUCCCUGUUCCUGCCCCAGUUCAUCCUCUCCCAGUGAGGACCUGCCCCCCUUGGACAUCUCUGUGAGACGAGAGCACUUCACUGAGGGUGGAAGCCCAGCGGAGAGCCCAGUGACUGAUCCCAGCCGCGCCCCAUCCCCUUCGAGAGCCACUUGGAGACGUCGAGAUGUGACCAUGCACACAGCACUUUGGAGAACCAGAUCCCUGCUGCUCCCUCCCCUCUCCAAGGCCCGGGCAGUUCCCAGGAGUCCUACAAGGCCUCUGAGCCCUUUUGUCUACACCCUUACUCAGCCCCAGUGUGUCUCCAUGUCUGGUUUUCAUUAGAGUACUAAGAGCUCAGACGAGUCGCUCCCGCAGUGUCUCGUCCAUCCCGGAUCCAUCCCAGAUCCAUCCCGGCCGGCCCUGUUGCACCAGCUGGGCUUGGAUGGGGCAGGAGGCAGAGGAGUCGGGUCCGUCGCUUUCAAGCUUUUUACGUUUUACUUUAAUUUUUUUUUUUUAAUUCUUUUUUUAUUUUUACUUUAAUUUUUAACUCUUGCACCUUAAUCUCUCACACCCCUUCUCCGGCAAGACCGCGAGGGCGGAGAGGGGCUUGUUUUCCACGGCGCAGUUCACGGACACGCCGCAAACGCAACGUCCAGCCGGCGACUCCUCCCACGCACCCACGCCCCACACCUGUCUGGGUUGGGAUUUGUUUUUCCUUUUGUUCCCCCCUCACCCCUUCGUUUGAACUUUUGGGGAGGGAGGGAGUCGUGUGGGGAGGGUCCUUUUUUUUUGUUUUGUUUUUGGUUUUAUGCAUCCCAGGAGCCUGGUAGCACAGACCAGUUGGCCUCACACCCCCGUGAGGCGCGGCUGGCCCUACGGACCACAGCCAUAACCCCGGCGCGGUGGGACGGACGGACGGACGGACAGACGGGUGGGAAUGGCUGUGACAGUGCAAUAGAGAUGAGCAUCCGCUGCUAGACAACUCCACUGAGUGAACUCUUGGUUUGCCCGAAGCUGGGAGGGAGGGAAGGACGGACAGACAGACGCCCCUUGUUCGCACGGACGGCGAGAGCUUCCCCACACGCAGCCCUGCCCGGUGACACGGAACCACGACGGGAGUUGGGUCGGACUUGCAAAGGAAGAAAAUAAUAGUUAAAAAAAAAAAAAGAAGAAAAAAAAAAAGCUAAAAAAUAGGAAUGAGAACAACCUCAGUAGCAUGGAACUUGAAGGAAACGAAUGAAACCCCAAGCACUUGCCUCAAAACUAGUUUCUCAUGCCUGGUGUUUGGCUCUGUAUUAUUUUCCGGCAUUCAGUAUCGGUUGCCCAAACAUGCCAAGUUAAAGAGUGUAUUGGUGGCUCUGCUAGUGUGAACAAACUAAAUGAAGCACUUUAUUCUGUAUAGAUAAGGGAAGGCGGGGAGGGGAUGGGAAGCUUGGAUGCUUUUCGAAAGCGUCUUAAGUAAUGUUCUAGGAAAUGUAUUAUUAUUAUUAUUAUUAUUAUUCUUUUUUUUUUUUUUUAAUGACCAUGUGUAAUCAAUAUAUGUUUAUCUUUAACUCCAA